Molecule: messenger RNA, 276 nt
Organism: Colletotrichum chrysophilum
Lineage: Eukaryota; Fungi; Ascomycota; Sordariomycetes; Glomerellales; Glomerellaceae
Exons: 2
Coding region: 1-276 (91 amino acids)
Cellular component (GO): nucleus; cytoplasm
Molecular function (GO): mRNA binding
Source: RefSeq, a predicted model, not a curated record
AUGACUGGCACCGGAGUCCCGUCUGGAGGAUCUAGCACUGGGUACGGAGGGGCGCCUCAACAUCGAUCCUACGAGGAGCGCGCAGCUGCUAGAGAGCAAAUGAUGAGCAACAUUAGGGAGACUUCGCAACAGGACCGACGCGUCUACGUCGGCAAUCUUUCCUACGAUGUCAAAUGGCAUCACCUCAAGGACUUCAUGCGACAAGCCGGAGAAGUUCUCUUCGCCGACGUGCUAUUACUUCCAAACGGAAUGUCGAAGGUGGGCGUCUACACGUAG